This is a messenger RNA of Puccinia triticina, 987 nucleotides long. RefSeq lists its product as uncharacterized. Gene Ontology annotation, molecular function: metalloendopeptidase activity. Gene Ontology annotation, biological process: CAAX-box protein processing. Gene Ontology annotation, cellular component: endoplasmic reticulum membrane. The record is from RefSeq and is a predicted model, not a curated record. The transcript has 6 exons. The coding region runs from base 1 to 987 and encodes 328 amino acids. Lineage: Eukaryota; Fungi; Basidiomycota; Pucciniomycetes; Pucciniales; Pucciniaceae.
AUGUCGCCUCACCACGCCCUCACACCUGGAGCUGCCCAUGCGGCCUCGGCCUUCGCAGCGUGCAGCUACGUUGCCGUGCUCUACCUCUUCCCCUCGACCCGGACCCGGCCGUCGGAGGUCGAUCAGAACGGCCGCAGACUCGACCGCUUGCACCCCGACAUACUCAAGGCUCGGCUCUGGGCCGUCUCCGUGAGCAGCCUGUGCAGCGUCCUGUUGGUCGGCGUCCUGGCUAGAGCAAGUGCAGAUCUACAUUAUUCAUCCUCUAUCGGCGAAACUUUACAGCACGCACUCGCUCUCACCGGGCUGAAAACGCCCCACAUUGGUUCCAUUCCUGAAUACAUUCGACUAUGCAUCCAGCCGGUGAUCCUGACGACGAUUCUAUUCUUGGGAGCACUCUACACCAAAUUGGUACUCGAGCCCAAAGCGAAGACCGACGGGCCCUGUCGAAGCUUCAAGGACAUCAUCAACAUCUACGUCGUCCGCACCUUGAUCCUCGGCCCCCUAUUUGAAGAGAUCGUCUAUCGUGGAUGCAUUAUCGCCUUUCACCUCUUGGUCUCGUCUGCCAACCAACCAUCGAAAACCAAGCUGAUCUUCACCACUCCGCUUUGGUUUGGCUUCGCGCAUGUCCAUGGAAUUUGGGAGACUUAUCGGAGCCUCGCCGGCCGCGAAAAUGCCUUGAUGAUUGCAAUCCUCCAAGCUACUGUCCAAUUCACUUACACCACCAUCUUCGGAUGGUAUGCGGCGUUUAUUUACCUUCGAACUGGCUCCGUGAUUUCAGCGACGCUUUGUCACAGUUUUUGUAACUACAUGGGCUUGCCCCCCAUCUUCGACUCGAUGCAAAGAUUCCCGAAUAAACGUAUAGCCAUCCUUAUGUAUUACUUGAUUGGGAUAAUCGCCUUUGGAGUUCUUCUGAGAGGAUGGGCUAGCGAUCCAGCCUUGUUCCCAUCCAGCUCGCCCUUCUGGACCAAUACCAAGAUCAAAUACUAG